AUGAGGUAUGUUAUCCCGCUGUUCUUCAUGAUGCUUCUCGCGCUUGCUAUGAAGAAGGGGGUCUCACAGGACGUGCCUACAACGACUGUUAUGUUAACAGAUGAAUUGGAGGCGGAAAGAGUGGACGUCACAGUUCACUGCUGGUCCCCGGACGAAGACUUCGGUUCCGAGAAGCUCCAAAAACACUACGACUAUAUAUUCAAGCUCCAAUCAGAUACAAAAGUGGUCACCUGUACCUUCGAUUGGCUCUGGGGAUUGUUCACUUACGAUGUCUAUGUCCCGAGUAGGGACCGGGACCGAUGCACUAAUCACUUAUGUCGGUAUAUCAUAACAAGGCGAGGCCUGUGCUUGCACAACCCAAUAACCCUCCUCUUUGAUAUAUGUGAGGAGUGGAAAGAGCUGCCACCCCCGAAGGCGUGA
Messenger RNA from Punica granatum (pomegranate), 420 nucleotides. NCBI's taxonomy places the organism in Eukaryota, Viridiplantae, Streptophyta, Magnoliopsida, Myrtales, Lythraceae. The record is from RefSeq and is a predicted model, not a curated record.